AUACUCUAUGAAAAAAAAAAGAGGCGAACAUGCGAUUAUGUGGCGUGAAGUAAAUUUAAUUAAUGUAUUAUCCAUCUACCAAAGUAACGAUUUGUUUAAGAAUGAGUAAUAAGUUAUUUGAAAUACAGUUUAUACAUUCCAGCUUGUGUUAUUUUAUUCCAUUGCUUUUAUCAGAAGUGAGAGUACCUACGAACACGAUGUCAUUACCUACAUUAAAGUCGAUCUACAGAAAGAAAAUGUAACGGCAUUUAAAUGAAGUGUGAAUUUGGGAAACAGUGGUUUACAUUACGAGAAAUGCGAUAAAAAUCAUACGUGUGUACAACCAUUAAGUAUGUAUACCACUGACGGCUAUGGGACGCACGCCGCACUGGUCCCGGUAAAAGUAUUUAUGCGAUGUCGGUUGUCGAUGCUUACAAUAUCUAACAAGAAUGAAGAAACGUAAACGUAACACACUUAUACCAUGUUGACGAUAUUUAUGAGCAAAACAGUCAAACAGUCCAACAGCACUCAUAAGAGGAUAUUAUUUGAAAAACUGCGAGAGAACAGAGAAGAACGUGUAAAUUAAUAACAAAAUACAAAGAUGCAUGUGUGGUGUUAGCUGCAGAGUUAUAUGAGAUGGAAUCCUGUUGGUUUGACGGAUGAGAAAUACCAAUGAUGUCUAAAUAUAUUAAACUAGGUGUCUGAAGCUGUAUAGCAGAUCUAGAAGAAUGUCGUCAUCCUACAGUGAUGAAGGAAAUGUGCGCCGAGUGUGGCGCCGAUUUGCGAGCAGAAGAAGUACAGAAACACGACGUGGCCGUCGUACCAAUGGUACACUCUGUACCUGAAUUAAAGGUAUCUGAAGAAUUGGCUCAGAAGUUGGGGAGAGAGGAUGCGGACAGACUUCUGAAGAAUCGCAAGCUGGUGUUACUUGUGGACCUCGAUCAGACCCUGGUGCACACCACUAAUGACAAUAUACCUCCCAACUUGAAGGGUGUCCUGCAUUUCUUUCUAAGAGGUCCAGGCAACCAAGGCAGAUGGUGUCACACAAGACUGCGACCCAAGACUGAAGAGUUUCUUGAAUCAGCUUCAAAGAACUAUGAGUUGCAUGUAUGCACGUUUGGUGCGAGGCAAUAUGCACAUGCAAUUGCUGAAUUAUUGGAUCCUCAGAAGAAGUACUUCUCGCACAGAAUAUUAUCUAGGGAUGAGUGUUUCGAUGCUAGAACAAAAUCUGCUAACUUGAAAGCCUUAUUUCCCUGUGGUGACAACAUGGUGUGCAUAAUAGACGACAGAGAAGAUGUAUGGAGGCACGCGUCAAAUCUUAUACACGUCCGGCCGUAUUCAUUCUUCCAGUCCACAGGGGACAUCAAUGCACCUCCGCCUUUGCCCGAAGAAAAACCCAAACUGGCGAGUGGCAAGAAUGGUUCCCAGUUACCAAUAAGUAAACAAAUGCCUAAUUUAGAUGCUGAACCCGAAAAAGAUAGCAAAGAUAUAAAAGAUAAAGAACAAAUUGAUGAAAAAGAUAAACCUGUGGAGGGUGAAAAUGGGAGAAUUGUCAGUGAAAAGCCGGAAGUGAUAGAUGACAAAAGUGAAAGUGAAAUGGACAAGAGUGUGGAACCGCCCUGUGUUUGGGUCAACACUUCUGACGGGCAAAUAGAAAUGGAAGACGCUGAUGACUAUUUAAUAUAUUUGGAGGAUAUAUUAAAAAGGAUACAUAAACAAUUUUAUGACAUAUAUGACAGUAUGGGCCAACACCCAAUACCAGAUCUCAAGUUCAUAAUACCUGAUGUGAAGAGUAAGGUGUUGGGAGGCUCUAGCCUGGUGUUCAGCGGGCUGGUGCCCACGCACCAGAGGCUCGAGACCUCCAGGGCUUACCAGGUGGCCAAGAGUCUGGGGGCGGAGGUCACUCAGGACUUCACUGAGAAGACCACACACCUGGUUGCAGUGCGAUCAGGCACAGCGAAAGUGAACGCGAGCAGAAAGAUGGGUGACGGCAAAGGCAAAGUACACGUGGUGACGCCCGACUGGCUGUGGAGCUGUGCCGAGCGCUGGGAGCGAGUGGACGAGCGGCUCUACCCUCUGCAGAGAGGCGGACAGAGCAGCGCGCGUCGGCCCCCCGCGCACUGCAGCAGCCCCCCGCCGCCCCCCACGCGCCGACGCACCCCCUCCGGCCGCUUCAUGGACUCGCUCAACCCGCUGCUGUCCUUCUCAAGCGACGAUAUCGCUGACAUGGACCGAGAGGUGGAGGAUAUUUUUAAUGAAUCGGAUGAAAGUUCGUCGGACGAUGAAAAGAAAACAACAGAUGACGUUGACGAUGAAGAGAAUAUAUCCGAAGACAGGUUACUGGCCCUGGAAACGAAUCGCAGUUCACAGGACAGAUUAAUGGAAGAUAAAGAGGACAAUGAUUCGAGUGAUUCCAAUACAGAAGAUGGUCAGAGGCCGAGGAAGAGGCCUAGGCCUUCAACACCUCCCUCCGACGAUGAUGUCCCACCAGAUGACGACGAUAGCUCGUGGAACCUCAUGGGAGCUGCGCUUGAAAGAGAGUUCCUUGCACAGGAUUGAUGCAAAGAUACCAUCCCGUUGUACAAAAUACCUUUUGUGUUAAUAAAAUGUUUUAUAAAACAUU
Molecule: messenger RNA, 2602 nt
Organism: Bicyclus anynana (squinting bush brown)
Lineage: Eukaryota; Metazoa; Arthropoda; Insecta; Lepidoptera; Nymphalidae
Gene: Fcp1
Product: RNA polymerase II subunit A C-terminal domain phosphatase
Exons: 12
Coding region: 727-2538 (603 amino acids)
Cellular component (GO): nucleus
Molecular function (GO): RNA polymerase II CTD heptapeptide repeat phosphatase activity
Source: RefSeq, a predicted model, not a curated record